AUCCUAUUUGGCUUUGGCUGGACUCUCAUCCACUCCCCGCGCCUACAGUUGAGCAUCUGCGGAGAGUGGCCACUGUCUCCUGAGGCCUGAGAGCAGGCGUGCAUCCUUACAGUCCCCAAGGAGUCCUCCAACUCCCUGCGGGUUCACCACCCCCACUGCAGCUCUUAAUCUGGAACCGACUCAGUUCCCUCCUUGUCCAAGCCCAGCUCCCCGGUCACACGCCACCUAGAGCAGCCUCUGGUUGGAGAAGGUGCGGUCGCCCCGGGUGCUGGGCGACUCAAACCGGGUCAGUCAGGAGACCUCAGAAAGGCGACAGGGGGCAGGGCUUCCUGUGGGAAAGGGCCAGAGGGAGGCGACGGCCUCCUGCCUGGCUCUGCGGGGCUUUCCGCCCCGCGAGGGCUUUGCUGAGGUCACUCGCGCGAGGCCGCUCUUGGCGCGCCCGUGGGAGGCUCGGUGGCACGGGAGGACUGGCGACCUGCGGGUUCGGCGAGCUCGCACGGCGCUGGUCGCGACGACGGUCCCCACCGAGGCCGCCGCGCCGCUUCCACCGAAGACUCCUCAAGGCUCACGGACCUCCCAGCCCUCCCAGCCCCAGGAGAAGAGACAAGGCCCAAGAGUCCUGAUCUAGCUGUGGCCACUGGAAGGCUCUCAGGCCGGGGAGCGUCAUGUCCACCUUUGAAGACGCUGACACAGAAGAGACGGUCACUUGUCUCCAGAUGACCAUUUACCAUCCUGGCCAGCUACAAAGUGGGAUAUUUAAAUCGAUAAGGUUUUGCAGCAAGGAGAAAUUCCCUUCCAUUGAAGUGGUGAAAUUUGGACGGAAUUCCAAUAUGUGCCAGUACACGUUUCAGGACAAACAGGUUUCCCGAGUUCAGUUUGCUUUACAGCCGUUUAAACAAUUCAACAGCUCGGUUCUGUCGUUUGAAAUAAAAAACAUGAGCAAGAAGACGAGUCUGAUGGUGGACAACCAGGAGCUCGGCUACCUCAAUAAAAUGGACCUGCCUUACAAGUGCAUGCUCCGGUUCGGAGAGUAUCAGUUCCUGCUGCAGAAGGAAGAUGGAGAGUCAGUAGAAUCUUUUGAGACUCAAUUUAUCUUGUCUCCAAGGCCUCUCUUGCAAGAAAACAACUGGCCAACGCAGAGCCCCAUACCCGAGGAUGGGGUGUAUUCUUCCUACUUCACCCAUAGAAGUUCUCCUGCAGAAAUGGAUGAAAACGAGCUGUGAAGAGGGUCCACCCGGAGACACGUGAAGGAUGAGGACGCAUGGGUAGACACUCCUGCUUCCCUGGAGUUCGUGAGUGUAGCAUAACAGACGUCCGCGUGCUGACUUCAGUUUUGGCAGUGGCAUUUGGAAGUCUGUACACUGGGUUAGUCAUCAACUUAGUCAACUGUUUGAGUUUCGGCUCUACCAAGAAUUAAGUGUGCGGAGGUGGCGGGUAAGGCACGCCUUCCGCGUAAUGACGUCACUCUCGUUGCUUCUCUGCUUGACGCCACCCCCACGCUAUGUCUUGGUAGCAGCCAUCUUGUCCUGGUCACGUCAUUUCGCGGCAGCCUUUGUUUUUCAAGUUUAGAGCCUGGGCAGAUUGUUCACUGCUGGUGUCUUUGGCAUGCUAGUGCUUGUAGAGCCAGAGUCCUGGGCUAAGCUCUAGAGUGCUGAGUCCCUGAGUCACUGUGGCUCCAUUAUGGAAAGACUUGAGAAUAGCUCCUUGGUUUUCUUUCUAUGAACUGUCAUGUCCAUCCCUAAGACGGCAGCUUUGCUUUCUUAUGUGUAGGCCCUUCAGCUAACAUGUAAAGAACCAAAAUGGUUUUCUCCUGAAGUCGAAAGUGAAUUUUUUGUAUCUUAACAGAUUUAGAAAUGGCAGAAAUCAAAACGGUUUAGCAGCCUCUUCGCAUAUGAUGAAGUCGGAGCUCAGUUCCUCAGCUGCUUCUUUGAAACUUCUUAAAGGGAAACAUCUGUUCUUAGGCCGCUCUACAGAAGUCAGUAUAUGUGAAUAUUUAUAAUAAAUGCUUAACUAUUUCUAAACGUU
Messenger RNA from Rattus rattus (black rat), 2025 nucleotides. RefSeq names its product TRAF interacting protein with forkhead associated domain (gene Tifa). The record is from RefSeq and is a predicted model, not a curated record. Lineage: Eukaryota; Metazoa; Chordata; Mammalia; Rodentia; Muridae. The coding region runs from base 666 to 1223 and encodes 185 amino acids. Gene Ontology annotation, biological process: canonical NF-kappaB signal transduction. The transcript has 3 exons. Gene Ontology annotation, molecular function: protein binding.